Messenger RNA from Benincasa hispida (wax gourd), 2491 nucleotides. RefSeq names its product BOI-related E3 ubiquitin-protein ligase 1-like. The record is from RefSeq and is a predicted model, not a curated record. Lineage: Eukaryota; Viridiplantae; Streptophyta; Magnoliopsida; Cucurbitales; Cucurbitaceae. Gene Ontology annotation, molecular function: ubiquitin-protein transferase activity.
AAAUUUAGAGAGUAAAAUUGUUGAGGAAGGAAAGAGUAAAAAAAAAAAAAAAGAAAGAAAAAAGAAAACUCCAUUGACACCAAAAGGUACAAAUCCGAUUAAAAAAAGAAGCUUCAUGGUUGGCACAGUUUGCCAAGCUAUUGUCCCACAAGAAGAGAGAGAGAAAGCGAGUAUGGGCCAUUUUACAAACAACUCCAACACAAGACGUGGAGAUGGCUACAGAACCACUGCUGCACGCCCAUCAACCACUUUCUUUUCUUUUUUUCCUCCAAAAAUAAAAUUAAAGAUGAAAAAAUCACUUGGGUAGAUGGGGAAAUUUAAAAACUAAAUUUUUUUAUUUUUUUUUUUUAAAAAGGGAUUUUUUCAAAGAAGGAAAGAGAGUCAUCCUCGAGAAAAGCCAACACCGAUUCCAACCCCACGAGAAGAGAGGAAGAGAAGGAGAGGGAAAAGAAAAAGGAGAGCAGAAUAAUAAGGGCCAACAGGGGGCGUCUCUCUCUUGGACUGAUUCCUUUCAAUCGCAUCUCCCCCAUUCUCUUUCUUCUAUUUUAAUUACCAUUCAAAACCAAAAUAACUAUUUUUUUCUUCUUCAUUUCUACACAUCCAAUUUUCAUUUCAUUUAAUUUAAUUAAGGGUAGGGUAGGUGACAAAAAAUGGUGAACAAGGCAACCAAAAUGGUGGUGAAGAAGAUGGAGAUGAAACUGCUGCUGCCCUCUUACCAGACAUAAAUUCAUUCCCCCCCCCUCUUCUUUUCUUCUUUUCCCUUUCUUUCUUUCUUUACGAAACUCUCUCACUCUUACACUUUCACCAUCUUCCUUCUCUUUCAUGCUAGCUUUUAUUAUCAUUGCUUUCCUAUCUUUCAUUCCCAAUCUUCUUCACAUUGUUCCAUAAACAAACCCACCUUCUUCUUCUUUUAAACUUCUUCAAAUAACCCUUUUUUUCUCCCAUGGCUGUUCAAGCUCAAUACCCUUCUAAUGUUUUGCUAUUGAACAGGAAUGGUCAAGAAGGACAUGAUUAUUCAUUACAGCAACAACCAGGAGGUUUUAUUCUUGACCAGACUCAUAUGGUGUUCAACAAUAAUAUAGGGAGCAAUUCUCGGAAGAGAGGAAGAGAAAUCGCAACUGCGACUCCGAUUAAUCUAUCUGCAUUACAGCAGCCUCGUCCUCUUCUUGUUGACCUAGCCAAGCUCCAUAACCACCAAAACAAUGUCGUCUCCACCGGCCUCCGUCUAUCCUCCGGUGAUCAUCAACAGAAUCAUCCGCCGCAACAGCAACAGCAACAGCAGCAGCAACAACAUAAUCACAACCACAAUCUCGUUCGUCAAUCAUCAUCAUCGGCUUUCUUACCGCUAUUAACAGACGAUUUCGCCUCAAAUUUCAAACGGCAACAAGACGAAAUAGACCAAUUCCUUCAAGCACAGGAAGAGCAACUACGGCGCACAUUAGCAGAGAAGAGACAAAGACACUACCGUGCGCUUCUCGAUGCGGUGGAGGAAUCGGUAGCCAGAAGGUUACGAGAGAGGGAAGCGGAGGUCGAGAAAGCCACGCGCCGGAACGCCGAGUUAGAAGCACGCGCCGCCCAGCUUAGUGUCGAGGCACAGGUCUGGCAAGCAAAAGCCAAGGCACAGGAAGCCACCGCCGUAUCUCUACAGGCACAACUGCAACAAGCGAUGUCCGGUGGUGGAUGCGACGGAGGAGAGGGCGGUACCGCCGGCGUGGAAGGACAAGCCGACGAUGCCGAGUCAGCCCAUAUUGACCCGGAACGAGUUGCGAUUUCGGGACCGAGUUGCAAAGCGUGUAGAAAACGGUUGGCGUCCAUGCUGAUUUUGCCGUGCCGUCAUCUCUGCCUGUGUACAGACUGUGACCAAGUGGCUCAGACUUGCCCGUUAUGUCUUUCCAAACGAAGUUCCAGCGUAGAGGUUUAUCUCUCUUAAGGCCCCCAAACCCACGGCCCAAUGCAGGUUUCUCUAGGCCCACUAACCGGCCCGGACCGAUCACUGGGCGGGUUUUUUUCUUAAAAAAAUUUUUAAAAAUUAAGAAGUAUUUAAGUAAUAAAAGAAUUACAUUUCCUUUUUAUUAUCAUCAUUAUUAUUUGGGCAAAUAGCAAAAACCACCCCCUGAAGUUUUGUGUUAAUUACAAUUAUACUCUUAAAUUUUUCAUUUUAAAAACUGAGUCCUCAAGUUUAAAUGAGUGUUAAAAUUAGGUCAAAUUGGACCUUCAAACUUAUAUAAUUAUAUUCAUUGUAAUAUUUGUAUAAUUUUGACGGUUUAAUUUCAACUAUUUUAACACUUGUAGAAGUUUAUGGGUGUAAUUGUAACUACGAUCGUACUUUAAGGGUGGUUUUUGUAAUUUGUCAUUAUUUUAGAAAUAUUUACAUAGAUCAACCAAGACUUUUUUUUUUUUUUUUUUUUUGAAUGGCCGUGGAAGUAAUGUACAUUGGCCACAUUGUGGAAUUUUUUUUCUUUUAUGGAAUUUCAUUCAUUCAUCUGUCCAA